AUUUUGGGCUAUACAAAUAAAAUUGAAAAAACUGAAUUGAAUUAAUUUGUUAUUAUUAUAAUUUAACAAUCAUAAUUUGAUUUCUUUGAAGAAAAUAUUUGAAGCUGCAUGUAUAUGUUAUGUAUACUACAAUUGCUGUAUUAUUUCAAAAUUUAUAAUUAAAAAAAAAGAUGGUGCGACCUUUGACCGGAUGCCAAGUCCUUCCAUGAAUGUCUUCCGACUGGAAACAUUACUCAAAAGUACAAUACCUGAAAAAAAACCCGUCUCCACGUGAAAGAGUAGCUUAAAAACAGCAAAUGCAAGUUUUUUAUAAACCGCAUUGAAGUGCCACUCUUUCACCUCCUGCCUUGUAAUUCUUUUUCUUCCUGUUAUUGUUCUGCACUGUUUUAUAUUGGAUCGUUGUGAUCAAUAAAGCUAUUGAAAAAAAGUGUAACCCUUUUCAAAAAUGGCUUAAAUAAACUACAUAAUUGUUACAGUAUCAUACAUUAGUUUUGAUAUUUUAAAGAAAAAAAAAGUAUGGGUAAUUAAAUAAAAAAGUGGUGCAUAAAGUUUGAUCAAUUAUUACUUUUUGUCUGUCAUAUGAAUGAUCUGUUUCCACACGGACCAGAAUAAAGGUUACACCGUCACAAGCAAGAGACCACCGCGAAAGUUCGUGACGAAAAUCCAAAGGAGUUUUAAAAAAAAAAGGUAUCAAGGAUGUUUUUCUGCACCACCGACAGCGAGAGCUUCUCCAAGGCCGACAUCCUCCGAGGGAUCAUCACCGAGAAGCUCGGCAUCGCCACCCGCGACAUCCUGGCGGUGGUGGAGAGGACGGUGGCCGACUACGAGGAGGAGGCGUCGGGCUUCAGGCGGAGGAUCGCGCGGCAGGAGCGGCAGCUGGAGCUGCUGCAGCCCCGGGUUCACCUGCCGUUGGAGCCCAAACCGCGUGGCUACAAGGAACUGGUCAAGGCGGAACAACCGAAGGAGGAGCUGCUCUCCCCGCCGCCUGGCGUGGAAGACUCUGUGAGGCUCCACUUUCCUCAGAACAACAACGAAGAUGAUGAUGAUGAUGAUGAUGGUGGUGAUGGUGGUGUUGCCUUUGAUGAUGAAGCCCGUGAUGAAGAAAAGCAGCUGGCAGAACAGGUCCAGCCUUCAGCGAGUUCCAGGGAAAAGUCCAAGGAUCCGGAUUUUGAACUUCCAAGGAGACCGCAGCGGCGCCCAGUCCGGCCCAGCAGAGCCCGGACCAGAAGCGGUCCAACCCACCUGAACCUCAGGAUUCGGUUCAUACAGGACCCAAACGUGGACCUGUUGCACCGCUGUGUUUUGCAAAACACAAUUGUCCGGGACCUCAGCUUUCCUCAAAGUCUUCAAGAGUCAGAAUUCGUGGAUCUGAUCAGGUCCUCUUUCCCGCUGCUGGCUGAGAGUGACAAAGACUUUGAGAUCCACACACUCAACCAUAGUAAGAGGCUGAUAAAGCUGCCGCUGAAGACCAUGGCUCCCAGGGAGAUCGUCAGGAGCAUGAAGUCCAACGCGCCGCGGGCCACUGUCCUCUUCAUCAAGCUGAAGAGGCCAGAAGCUGAGAAGAAGUCAGAGGAAACGUCUGAAGAGAAACUUAAAGGAACAUCUGAGGAGAUCAAGGAGAAAUCUGAGGAGAAAGAGGAGAAGCCGGAGGAGGACAAUGAGGAGAUGGAAGAUUCCCACGUAUCAACAGUAGAGGACACACCUUCAUCUUCUGAUGCUGUACCAGAAGAAGAGGAUGUAGCUGGACCGAGUUCAAGACCGCAGCGGCACCCAGUCCGGCCCAUCAGAUACUGGACCAGCAGCAGUCCGACCCACCUGAACCUCAGGAUUCGGUUCAUAAAGGACCCAAACGUGGACAUGUUGCACAGUUCUGUUUUGCAAAACACAAUUGUCCGGGACCUCAGCUUUCCUCAAAGUCUUCAAGAGUCAGAAUUCGUGGAUCUGAUCAGGUCCUCCUUCCCGCCGCUGGCUGAGAGUGACAAAGACUUUGAGAUCCACACACUCAACGGAAGUCAGAGGCUGAUAAAACUGCCGCUGAAGACCAUGUCUCCCAGGGAGAUCGUCAGGAGCAUGAAGUCCAACGCGCCGCGGGCCACUGUCCUCUUCAUCAAGCUGAAGAGACCAGAAGCUGAGAAGAAGUCAGAGGAAACGUCUGAAGAGAAACUCAAAGGAACAUCUGAGGAGAUCAAGGAGAAAUCUGAGGAGGAGAAAGAGGAGAAGCCGGAGGAGGACAAUGAGGAGAUGGAAGAUUCCCACGUAUCAACAGUAGAGGACACACCUUCAUCUACUGAUGCUGUACCAGAAGAAGAGGAUGUAGCUGGACCGAGUUCAAGUUCGGGUCCACAUGGUUUCAGUGAGAAAGCCGGGUCCAGAGACUCACCGGAACCUCAAAGGGACUCUGAGCUGGACGAUGUGGAUCAAGAUGAUGCUGAGGAUCCAGAAUGGAAACUGGAGUCCAAGCAGCAAAAAGAGGUGAAGAAAACAGCAGAUAAAACGAGUAAAAGUCUUGGAGGACGGUGGGAAAAAAGGGCCUGUAAAGUAUGCGGGUGCUGGUACAAAUCCCUAGGCAGUUUGAUCAAACACACGUGGACUCACAUGGACGAACGUCAAACAGUUUGUGGCGUCUGUGGAGACAAUUUUGAAUCUCCGGAAGAGCUGAAAGAACAUCUGAGCACCUACGAUAAAGUCCACAAGUGUGAGGAAUGUGGGAAAACUUUUGUUAAAAUAGAUAUUUUCAAAAGACAUUUAGACCUGCACUCCAGAAAGGUGGACAUCCAGUGUGACGUUUGUGGCAAAACGUUUGGAACCAAGAGUGGACUGAGCGUGCACAGCUGGAGCCACACAGAGGAACGGCCUUACAAGUGCGAUAUCUGUGAUAAGGCCUUUGGUCUGAAAAGUCUUCUGAAGGCUCACAGAAAGAACCACAACAAGAACCAGUGCCACAUCUGCGGUAAGACCCUGUCCAGCACCCGAGGUUUGUCCUGGCACCUGAUGAGUCACUCUGAAAAACGCAACUUUGCCUGUGAUGUUUGUGGGAAGCGUUUUAAAAUUCCCAGCACUCUAAGGAUCCACAAGAAGAUUCACAUGGAAAGAGAACGGUCGUUCCUCUGCCAUAUCUGCUGCAAGACUUUCCACUGCAAUACAAUGCUCAACAUUCACAUGACGACUCACAGCAGCGAGAAGCCGUUCGUCUGCCAGGACUGUGGUAAAGGCUUCACGAUGAAAUCAAAACUGAAGUUCCACCAACGAGUUCACAGCGAAGAGAGACCGCACUCCUGCUCCCACUGUGGACGCUGCUUCAAGCUGAAGUCAACCCUCAAAAUCCACAUCAAUACCCACUUAGGCAUCAAACGCUUUACCUGCACACUGUGCGGGAAGACCGCUUCACGGCCGGAACACCUGAAGAUCCACAUGAGGACCCACAAUGGAGAAAGACCCUACAAGUGCUCACUGUGCGACAAGGCCUUCACCCAGAGCCACUGUCUGAAAACACACAUGAGGAAGUUCCAUCCUGGAGAGAACCCGAGCCAGAACCCAACCGGACCCUAAAGGACCCUUAUCAGAACAAACCAAACAGACUUCUGAACAUUGAAACAGCAGAUUCAGAAGCUGCAGACAGAAGGAGUCCAGCAUGGAAAGCAGAGAUUGUUCUGUUUCCAUCCAUCCCAAAAACACUGGAUCGUCUGAAAUGAAGAAGUUGGACCUUUACACUUUCAGUAUUUUGAUCAGGUAGAUGCUGUAGACCAGGUGUCCCCAAACUAUGGCCCCCCCAUCCAUUUGACCUGGCCCCCUGAACGAUACCAGAGAGAGAUCCCUAUUUUGUUCUUUUUUUUGCAUUAUUAUAUUUUUGGGCUGGCCACGUGAUAAAGACUAUUGGAAGCAUGGAAAACGGAAUCCCUGGUAUUGUUUCCUCAUGUCAAUAAAGCUUCGUUGAUCAUAGUAGGUUUAAACAUUGUCAUCUGGACUUGAAAGUUAAAGACGUUUCACCUUUCAUCCAAAAGGCUUAGUCAAUUCUGAAAUAGCUGGUAAAAAGAAUGGUUUAUAUGUGAAACUGGAUAGUAUUGUUCACAUAGACUUCAUGGUUUCGGGUUAUUAGGAGUCUUUUGUUCUCAGCUGGAGUUGGGGACUCAGUAGCUACCCUCCCCAACAUGGUCAUCUCUUUCACCUGUUAAUGACCUAGGUGAAAGUGGUUCGGUUUGUUUGGGUUUCAGAACACUGCUGUAGAUGCAGUUUCAGGUCUGACUCCUCCCCCAUGAGCGCAUAUAUACCAGCUCAUUUACCAGCUAU
This is a messenger RNA of Oryzias latipes (Japanese medaka), 4287 nucleotides long. RefSeq lists its product as uncharacterized. The record is from RefSeq and is a predicted model, not a curated record. Gene Ontology annotation, cellular component: nucleus. NCBI's taxonomy places the organism in Eukaryota, Metazoa, Chordata, Actinopteri, Beloniformes, Adrianichthyidae. Gene Ontology annotation, molecular function: RNA polymerase II cis-regulatory region sequence-specific DNA binding; DNA-binding transcription factor activity, RNA polymerase II-specific. Gene Ontology annotation, biological process: regulation of transcription by RNA polymerase II; embryo development.